AUGACAACGGCCACGGGAAUUCCAGAGUUCGUUGAGCCUCGGCAGAUCACAGAGGACGAGCCGCUGCUAGGGCGGGUUGGUGAUGUUGCGCAACCACGAAUGGGUUCAUUGCUCAAAAAUCUCACCUUGGGAACUGCCAUGAUUGCUCAAGUCGGCGCCAUCCUUCUGGUCGCUGCCACCUGGGCAGCCGUGUUCCUCAUGGACUUAACCCUUUUCUCAGCCCAUCCCCUACUAAACUCCAUCGCCAUAUUAUUCCUCCUGCAAUCCAUCUUGGUUCUCCAACCCACGCAUACUCCCGAACAGAAGCGAAACGGCGCAAACGUUCACGCCCUGUUCAUCCUAUUAGCAAUGUUAUCUUUGCUCGGGGGUCUCAUCGUCAUUGAAUACAACAAGAUCAGAAACGGCGCCGUUCACUUCAAAUCAGCACAUUCGAAGCUUGGCAUAGCUGUGUAUGCAAUGCUAGUUUUACAGACUCUAGUCGGAUUUACUCAAUUCUAUACACCAAUGUUAUAUGGCAGCGUCGCAAACGCCAAGGUGAUCUACAAGUAUCACCGGAUGAGUGGCUACCUAUUACUUGUUCUGCUGCUAGCUUCUUUCGCUACUGCGACCCAGACAUAUUUCAACCUACAUGCUAUUCACAUCAAGCUUUGGGUAGUACUCGUAACAUCUGCAUUAAUUCUCAUUGGUGUCGUGCCGAGGAUAAAAAAGCAAAAGUUUGGGUUCUCCUCUUCAAAGUGA
Messenger RNA from Blumeria graminis f. sp. triticale, 738 nucleotides. The record is from the annotation of a GenBank genome assembly. NCBI's taxonomy places the organism in Eukaryota, Fungi, Ascomycota, Leotiomycetes, Helotiales, Erysiphaceae.